Messenger RNA from Oreochromis niloticus (Nile tilapia), 979 nucleotides. RefSeq lists its product as uncharacterized. Lineage: Eukaryota; Metazoa; Chordata; Actinopteri; Cichliformes; Cichlidae. The record is from RefSeq and is a predicted model, not a curated record. The transcript has 6 exons. Gene Ontology annotation, biological process: response to bacterium. The coding region runs from base 40 to 720 and encodes 226 amino acids.
CUUGCUUCACACCUGGUCUCAUGCACAUGCGGCUUGCUGAUGGGUGGCUGUAGCUCAGGAGGCAGAACAGAUCAUCUAUUGAUUGGAUGGAUCUUUAUCUCUGGCUCUGAGAUUCACAUUGUGACGGUCCAGCCUGGUGAAGACGUCACACUGCAGUGCUCCAACAUUUCCACAAGUCAAACACAUACAGAGUGGUUCAGAGUGGUCAACAUGACUAAAACUAGCUGUAUCUCCUCUAUGUUUGGGUCUCAUGGCCAAGCUUCUUUCUGUAAUGGAUUUCAAAAUGGAAAAUUCAAUAUGAGUUCGAAUGUCACUUCUGUCUUUCUUAAAAUAAGAGAAGUGAGUUUAUCUGAUGUUGGGCUGUAUUUCUGUGGAUUUUACGUGGAUGUGCAUAUUAUUAUUUCCAAUGCAAUAGAGUUAAGAUUUGAAGGUGGUGAAACAUAUGAUGAAGAUUUUAUGGCUGAAAAGUCUGAUAGAACGAUACACCUGAUGAACAUCAUCCCAGGUGGUCUGACUGGUUUACUCAUUAUACUGGUCAUCAUUCUGGUUUUAAAAAUCAGAACACCUCAAACAGAUCCCCAACCAGGAAACAUCAAGAAUAAGAGCUCAGAUGACCUGAACUACGCAGCUAUGAGUUUCCAGACAAAACUCAAAAGAAGUCGCAGGCCUGCGACACACAGAGAGCUGGAGUCUCAUGUUAUGUAUGCUGCAACACGGUAGACAAAGAGGUGGAGCUCAUGCUUUAUGAUACUAACCCACUGAUGUAGUUUUGUGUAUGUGUUGUGGAUGAUGUGGCAAAAACUUACUAGCAAAAAAAUAAAAAUAACAAAAUUUGCAUUGAAGUUGUCUUUGUAUCUUUACUUUUGUGCCUCUGUCUUUUUUUAUUGUGCAUCUUUUCUUUUAAGUGUGUUGAUGAUGGGAAAGUUGAUGAUCUGAUGCUGAUUAUGAACUUUUCUUAUGAGGAAAGUCUCAUUGUCUG